Messenger RNA from Caenorhabditis auriculariae, 588 nucleotides. The record is from the annotation of a GenBank genome assembly. Lineage: Eukaryota; Metazoa; Nematoda; Chromadorea; Rhabditida; Rhabditidae.
AUGGGUAAAUUGUGUCCGCUGUUGGGACCCAAAAUGUCUGCUUUUUGGUGAGUUUUUAUUUUUUAAUUUUGUAAAUUUUGUUCAUUUCAGCAUGAUCAUGUCGUUUUGGGGCGUAGUCUUCCUCGGAAUACUCGGUGUUUUCUUUUAUAUUCAGGUUGAAAGAAAAUUAACAUUUGGUUGAAAUCUGAAUCAUUUAAGGCGGUAACUCUUUUUCCGGAUCUUCACUUCUCUGACGAAAACGCUGUACCAUCCACAAGGUAUAUUUUUUGCGUUUUUCUCUCUAUAUUAACCUCACAUUGGACUUUUUGAUUGUGUAAUUUAAUGAAUAAUUAAAAAAUUUUUUUCAAGCUGAUUUUCAACUAUAAGUGGAAAAGUUAUAUAAACAGCAACUCUAAUUAUUGUUCAAGCGAAAUGAAAAUAUACACCUCAAUUAUUGCGUUGAACAGUUUCAAUUGAGCCUAUUUCAGUGACGUUGAUCAGAAAUACAGCGAAAAGGCGACACAAUGCUGGAUUGCCGCUGGAAUGUAUGCCGUCACUUUGAUAGUUGUUUUCUGGCAGAACAAGUACAACACAACUGCGAUAUUCUGA